This is a messenger RNA of Geodia barretti, 1281 nucleotides long. The record is from the annotation of a GenBank genome assembly. NCBI's taxonomy places the organism in Eukaryota, Metazoa, Porifera, Demospongiae, Tetractinellida, Geodiidae.
CGUCCUGCACCACGGAGAAAAAUCUUGGUCUUUAGAGCACCCCGCGGCACCGCCGACCACCUCCCCGAAGAGCAGAAAUACUGGCGCUACAUCGAGUCGAAAGCGGUCGAGGUCGCCGGCCUCUUCGGUUACGGCCGCAUCGACACCCCGGCCUUUGAAGACUCCAACCUGUUCAUCCGCUCCGUGGGCGAGGGCACCGACAUCGUCGAAAAGGAGAUGUACACCUUCGAGGACCGCGGCGGCGACAGCGUCACCCUGCGUCCCGAGGGCACCGCGCCCGUGUGCCGCGCCUACCUCGAGCACGGCAUGCACAACCUGCCCCAGCCCGUGCGCAUGUACUACUUCUGCCCCGUAUUCCGCUACGAGCGGCCCCAGGCCGGCCGCUUCCGCCAGCACCACCAGUUCGGCGUCGAAGCCCUCGGCGACGCCGACCCCUCCGUCGACGCCGAGGUCAUCGAGGUCGCUUGGGAACUCAUGGGCCGCCUCGGCCUGCGCGACGUCCAGCUCUUGGUCAACAGCAUCGGCGACAGUGAAUGUCGCCCCGUCUAUAUCGAGCGUCUGCGCGACUACUACUCCGGCCACCACGACCGCCUCUGCGAUGACUGCAAGGACCGGCUGGGCCGCAACCCCCUCCGCCUCCUCGACUGCAAGGUAGAGACCUGCCAUGCCCUCGGCGACGAAGCGCCCCAGUCCACCGACUACCUCUGCGACGAUUGCCGCGAGCACUGGGGAAAGCUGUCCGGCUACCUCGACGCCAUGGCCCUUCCUUACGUCGUCGAUCAUCGGUUGGUGCGCGGCCUCGACUACUACACCCGCACCGUCUUCGAGAUCCAGCCCCUCGACGUUGGCGGACAGUCCACCAUCGUCGGCGGCGGCCGCUACGACGGCCUCAUCACCGAACUCGGCGGAAGGCCCACCCCGGGCAUCGGCUUCGCCACCGGUAUCGAACGCCUCGCCCUUAACCUCAAGCGGGGCGACGUUCCGGUCCCCGACGAACCGUCCCCGCGCUACCUCGUGGCAAACGUUGGCGAAAACGCCCGCACCGCGGCGCUGGAACUCGCAGUCCGCCUCAGGCGCACCGGUGUCGGCGCCAUCCUGAGCAGCGGCACCCGCGGCCUGCGCGGCCAGAUGCGCCAGGCCAACGCCCUGAACAUCCCCUACGCCCUGAUCUUGGGAGACGAUGAGAUCGAAAAGGGCGAAGUGGUGGUGCGAGACAUGGCCGCUUCGACCCAGGAAUCUCGUCCCUUGGCAGACUUCCUCGCUGAAACUGGUCUAAAUUAA